Molecule: messenger RNA, 627 nt
Organism: Acanthosepion pharaonis
Lineage: Eukaryota; Metazoa; Mollusca; Cephalopoda; Sepiida; Sepiidae
Source: the annotation of a GenBank genome assembly
AUGCUGUUUUCUCUCGCCACAAACACGCGAGCGUUUCCGCAUUCAAUAAUUCUUUCGUAUUUCUCUUUUCUUGAAUUUGUUCAAGGUUUCUUUAUUCAGAUUUUUUUUUCUAAACUUUUUAAUUUCAAUUUUAUUCGCUUUCUUUAUAAGUUUAUUUCUUUUUUUCUUCACACCUUCUCAGAUUUACAUACGUAUCCGUUUAUUUCUUAUUUAUUUGUUCAUUUCUUUCUUUCUUUCUUUCUUAUCAAUGUUAUAUUGCUCUUUAUUUUCUUUCUUUUUUAUAUCUUGGAUGUUUUCUCCCUUUCUGUCAUACAUUUUCGUUCAUUCUGUCUUUCUUUCUGUUUUUCUUUUUUAUCAUUUAGAUACUUUUCUUUAUUUUUCUUUCUUUUCUUUUAUAUCUUUGUCAGUUUUUUCCUUUUAGUUUUUCGUCAUCAUUUAUUUUCUUACGUUAAAUCUGUCAUGUCUUUUCGUUCGUGUUUUUUUUUCUUUCCCUAUAUUUAUUCUUUUUCUAUAUUCCUUUUCUUUUCCUUACCUAUAUUUCUUUCUUUCCCUAUAUUUCUUCUCUCUCCUAUCUAUCUUUCCUUCCUUCUUUCUUUCUUUCUUUCUUUCUUUCUUUCUUUCUUAUAG